Messenger RNA from Ilex paraguariensis (yerba mate), 577 nucleotides. NCBI's taxonomy places the organism in Eukaryota, Viridiplantae, Streptophyta, Magnoliopsida, Aquifoliales, Aquifoliaceae. The record is from the annotation of a GenBank genome assembly.
CCACAUCUAUCUGCAAUUAAAAAAACUCAUAUUCCUCUGAUAAAGAUUCAAUUUUUCUUGCUUUUAAAGCUUGGAAGGCUCUAUUUCUACCUGUGAAACUGAGCCAUGGGAGAGGGAGAGGAGGUUGUAGAAGGGAGAGCAAUGGACAUUAGUCUCAAGGACCUAUCGAAGAAACUCGAUGAAUUUGCGAAGGCCAGAGACUGGGAGAAGCAUCACAGUCCUAGGAAUUUACUCCUUGCUAUGGUUGGUGAAGUAGGGGAGCUGUCGGAGAUAUUCCAGUGGAGGGGAGAGGUGGUUAGAGGCCUACCUAAUUGGGAGGAAUCAGACAAAGAGCAUCUGGGAGAAGAGUUGUCUGAUGUACUGCUAUAUCUUAUCAGAUUGGCUGAUAUUUGUGGCAUUGAUCUUGGUGAUGCUGCUGCCAAAAAGAUAGUCAAGAAUGCUGUCAAAUACCCACCCAAGGUCUUCUGAGAAAUAUUUGUAUCUGUCAGUUUUGUUUGCUUAGUGAGAAAUGCCAAUGAAAUAUCAAAAUAAAUUUCGAUCUCCUACUGCUGUAGGCCUUUUCUGACCAUUUUUAUAG